Molecule: messenger RNA, 901 nt
Organism: Capsicum annuum
Lineage: Eukaryota; Viridiplantae; Streptophyta; Magnoliopsida; Solanales; Solanaceae
Product: acidic leucine-rich nuclear phosphoprotein 32 family member B
Exons: 3
Coding region: 244-762 (172 amino acids)
Source: RefSeq, a predicted model, not a curated record
ACCUCAACGACCAAUACAUAAACUAUUCCAAAAAAGAAAUAAAAAAUAAGGGGGUUAGAAAAGUGGGACCCAUUGCAUUUCACCAAUAGCAGCAGCAGUAGUAGGAACAAAGCAUUAGAUUCUGUUCCUUAUUUCCUCCGUUUAAUCUCACACACUUUGCGUAAAACUUUCUUAGCUAUUCCAAUUUUCUCUCUCUCUCUUAAUUUUCCAGGUGUUGAGUGGAAAAAUUAACUGACCGUACAAAUGGAGAUCUUGCUUAACAACACUCUGCUAACCUGCGCUUCCACGCUUUUAGCUUCUACCCAGGAUGUUAUGCCACUGAUGGCAACUGAGACCAAAGUCAAGGGAGAUCAAAACACAAAUGAUGGGCAAAACGUAGUUGAUGCUCCUGAGGAAGGUGGAGAUGGAGACGACAACGAUGAGAAUGGAAAUGGUGGAUUUGAGGAUGGCGAAGAGGAAUAUUCUGAUGAAGGGGUUCACGGAAACAAUCCGAACAAAAGCAAAGGAAAUGCCAACAAAAGCAAUGGAGAAGGUGAGGAGAAUGGAGAUGCAGAAGAUGACGAGGAUGGCGGUGAGGAAGGUCAUGACGAUGAUGGUGAUGAUGAUAAUGACGACGACAAUGAUGAUGAUGAUGGAGAUAAUGAUGACGAUGAUCGUGAAGGGGAGGAGGAAGAAGAAGUUGUAGAGGACGAUCCAGAAGAUGAGGAAGAAGAGGACGACGAGGAAGAAACUAUCCAACCUCCAAAGAAGAGGAAGAAGUGAACAAGUGCCUUCGAUUUGAACUAUCUGAACUUAGUUUAACUUGAGGGAGAAUCAAUAUUAUGCUUUUUUAGUUACUUUUCAUUUUAAGUUAUUGAGAACUUUGGAGUUUUUAUAUGAGCAAACAAGUUUCUCCCUUCAA